This is a messenger RNA of Aspergillus alliaceus, 1494 nucleotides long. Its product is annotated as FAD-binding oxidoreductase. The transcript is spliced from 7 exons. Lineage: Eukaryota; Fungi; Ascomycota; Eurotiomycetes; Eurotiales; Aspergillaceae. Gene Ontology annotation, molecular function: FAD binding. The coding region runs from base 1 to 1494 and encodes 497 amino acids. The record is from RefSeq and is a predicted model, not a curated record.
AUGAAACCCAGCCAAACAUGGCGAGCAGCCCUAGCGGCAUCAAUAGCUGCAAUCACUUCUUUCACUGCAGCAGCGGAUAUAUGCCCCAAGCUCGAACAGGAAGGAAUAUCAAUCGAGAAGCGUCUCACGCUUUCGUACCAUAGUAUCCUAAAGGACUAUUGGUCCACCGCGUGCGGUGAUCUCCGCCCAAAAUGUGUCGCCACUCCUAAGAGCGCUCUUGAGAUGUCUCAAAUCGUCAAGGAGCUCCAUAGCGUUGAUACGUUGUUCGCCGUCAAGUCCGGUGGACACAUGCCCAACAACGGCUUCGCCAGCAUCCAAGACGGACUACUCAUCUCCACCAAGAAUCUCGACAAUGUCAUCUAUAAUGAUAACGACCAGACUGCCAUUAUUGGACCGGGUCUAUCUUGGGAAGACGCACAGAAAGGGUUGGACGGAACUGGUCGGACUCUUGUUGGUGGUCGUCUCGGGGGCGUAGGUGUAGGUGGAUAUAUCUUAGGAGGCGGGUUGAGCUUCUUGAGCUCCCAGUACGGUUGGGCAGCGAACAACGUCGUCAAUUUCGAAGUGAUCCUUGCCAACGGCACCAUUGUGAAUGCGAAUUCGAAGGAAAACACGGACCUCUUCGCAGCCCUAAAAGGAGGUGGGAGCAACUUCGGCAUUGUCACAGCUUAUACCCUCCAGACAUAUCCACAGAAUCAUAAGGUUUGGGGAGGGAACUACAUCUUCACGUCGGACAAGACACCUCAAGUCCUCGAAGCUGUUCGAGAUUUUACCGAAAAUUAUCCUGAUGACAAGGCUGCCAUCAUCGCCACGGCCGAGCAUGCCGCGCUACUCAACACAUGGAUUAUUUUCCUCUUCUAUGAUGGCCCGGAGCCUCCGCAGGGCGUCUUCGACCGGUUCAAAGCCAUUGGGCCACUGGACAAGACCAAGACAUGGGAUAGCUACUACGAUUUGCUCAAACACAACGAUUUCUUCAUCUUAAAGGGACAACGGUACACCAUCGCAACGGAGACGACGCCGCUUCCCAACAACACGGUCGGCGCAGAAGUCAUGCAAACAUACUACGACCAUUGGUUCAACGUUACAAAAACAGUUCUUGGCGUGCCGAACAUGAUUGGCUCCAUCGCAUUCCAACCAAUGCCCAAAGCCAUCACCAGCAAAGCGAAGGCCCGUGGCGGAGACCUUUACAACUUCCCCACGGAUCAAGAUUAUAUCAUUUUGGAAUUGGACUUCUCCUAUGCCUUCUCGGCGAGCGAUGACAAGAUCGAUGCCGCGAACAAGAACCUGUUCAAUGGGUUCGAUACGAUCAUCUCAAGAUAUAUCAAGGAAGGCGUGCUACCCGAUGUCUACAGACCGUUGUUCUUGAACGACGCGAACUACGCGCAGGACUUUUGGGGCCGCCUGGGCUCGACGGAGCAAGCGCGCGAGACGAGGAAGAAGUAUGAUCCUGAGCUGUUCUUCCAGAAGCGGACGAGUGGUGGGUUCAGACUUGGAUGA